This is a messenger RNA of Cylindrotheca closterium, 342 nucleotides long. The record is from the annotation of a GenBank genome assembly. NCBI's taxonomy places the organism in Eukaryota, Bacillariophyta, Bacillariophyceae, Bacillariales, Bacillariaceae.
AUGAAAGCUUAUAAUAACCCUGAUCCCGAAGGUAACAACAACUCUAGAAGAAUCAAUUCAAGCAAUGGCUCCAACAACUCCUCGACAACGGAAUACGACAGUGAAGAAAACAGCCGCAGGAGUCCUAGCAGGAAUCCUACUGCUGUGAGAACCAGUUUGAGGAUGGGAAUGCCAUUCCGUCCCAUCCAACACCUAACUCACGAAGAACGAAGGGAGCGAGCGCGGCAAUGCCUUGAGCAAGCUAUUCGGCUUGUUCACGGUACCACCAGGGACAACAAGAGCUUUCGAAACGGUGACGAUCCCCGCAACCAUCACGACAAUCGUGGUCCACCAACGCAGUAA